Uloborus diversus is the source of this 861-nucleotide messenger RNA. Its product is annotated as C-factor-like. Lineage: Eukaryota; Metazoa; Arthropoda; Arachnida; Araneae; Uloboridae. The transcript has 5 exons. The record is from RefSeq and is a predicted model, not a curated record. The coding region runs from base 1 to 774 and encodes 257 amino acids.
AUGGAAGCGCAUAGUGUUUUUGUUACUGGAGCAAACAGGGGUAUAGGGCUGGAAUUCGUCCGACAAAUUGUUCGUCUACAGAAGCCACCCAGAUAUGUCAUAGCGACAUACAGAUCUCGAGAUAGCACGGAGGAACUGGAAAAAAUUAAAGAUUCUUCUAAAGAUAGCAUGGUUUAUAUGGUUAAAAUGGAUGUCACAAAAGUCAAUGAAAUACGGGCUGCUCGUAAAAUUACCCAGGAUUUGGUGGGAGAACAAGGAUUGACUUUGCUAAUAAACAACGCUGGUGUCGGAGCUGGACAAUCAUUUCCUAAAUUAACAGAAGAAAAUCUACAAUACCACUAUAAAAUAAAUACUGUGGGGCCAAUUAUGGUGUUACAGGAAUUUUUACCAUUACUUGAAAAAGCUGCAUCAUUCAACAAACGAAUACCAGAUUUAAGGAUGUCGGUUUCGAGAGCAGCUGUGCUGAACAUAAGCUCCCUCGCUGGCUGCAUAACUAAAGCUGGAGAAAAUGAGCUUGAUCAAUCCUUUCCCGGUUAUAAGAUAAGCAAAGCAGGUCUGAAUAUGGCAAUGAGGGUGAUUGCUGCAUCGGUCAAGGAGCAUGGAAUUUUGGUCAUCAACAUGUGUCCUGGAUAUGUAAAAACUGACCUAACAACAGGUAGAGGAUCAUUGGAACCUCACGAAAGUAUCCAAACCAUGUUGGAAACAUUACCCAAAUUGGAUGAAGAACAUCAUGGAUCUUUUGUGGACAGAUUAGGGAACAUUUACCCCUUUUGAAGGAUCAAACUGAAUGCUGAUAAUGCAACAUGCCAUGACUUGGAAUCUUACAUUUUAAUCUUCUGAGUUUAUUGAAGACUAUUUUAA